This is a messenger RNA of Oryctolagus cuniculus (rabbit), 1459 nucleotides long. Lineage: Eukaryota; Metazoa; Chordata; Mammalia; Lagomorpha; Leporidae. The record is from RefSeq and is a predicted model, not a curated record.
CGGGGGAGCUGCGCUGCCUGGGGCUAAUUGUGCGCAUGCUCCGCACGCACGCGGUGGGUGGGGCUUGCAGUCGUGUUGCGCCUGCGCUCUGCGCCGGCGCUGGGCCUGCCCAUCGGCCUCUGCGCCUGUAAGUCAGUCCCGGGGUCCUCGGAGCGAUGGUGCAGCGGUGCCAGGUUGAAGUAUUGUAUUUCGCAAAGAGUGCUGAAAUCGCAGGAGUUCGUUCAGAGACCAUUUCUGUGCCCCAAGAAAUAAAAGCAUCGCAGCUGUGGAAAGAGAUAGAAACUCGACAUCCUGGGAAAGAUAUGGAUGAUGUUGAAGAGAAACCUAAGGAUAUAAUAAAAUUCACGGCUGAGAAACUUUCUGUGGAUGAGGUCUCGCAGUUGGUGAUUUCUCCACCCUGUGGUGCAGUGUCCCUAUUUGUAGGGACUACAAGAAAUAACUUUGAAGGGAAGAAAGUCAUUAGCUUAGAAUAUGAAGCUUACCUACCAAUGGCGGAAAACGAGGUCAGAAAAAUCUGUAGUGACAUCAGGCAGAAAUGGCCAGUCACACACAUAGCAGUGUUCCAUCGACUUGGCUUAGUUCCGGUGUCAGAAGCAAGCAUAAUCAUUGCUGUGUCCUCAGCCCACAGGGCUGCAUCCCUUGAAGCUGUGAGCUAUGCCAUUGAUAAUUUAAAAGCCAGGGUGCCCAUAUGGAAAAAGGAAAUGUAUGAAGAGUCAUCUUCAACUUGGAAGAGAAACAAAGAAUGCUUUUGGGCAAACAAUGAUUAAUCAGUUAUAUUUUUUAACGCUCUCACACUUGGGUAAAGUUUCACCAUUGAUUACUCUGUGAUUUUUCUCCUCCACAGAUUGAUAGCUCACCGAAGCACAGAGUUUUAUAACUGUGGGGCAAAAGAGAGAAAAAGCUAAAAAAGUGUAUUUAGGAUGAAGGGUUACUGGGAGCUAGAGCCAAAGCAAGGACUUUUGGGAAGAUGAGCAGUAGUGGAAAUAAGAGGGAAGGCGUCCGUGGAGGACGUCUUUCUGUGACUAAGCCUAGUUGUGACUCCGCUUACACUGAGGCCUGGCACCUGCUCACCAACCUCCCCUCAGACACGGCCUCCCCUUCAGCCUCCUGUCCUGAUACGUAUUUUUAGCACUUAAUAUAUUUUUUAAAAUAAGCCGAUAAUUUUAAAAGUACAAAUUUUCCCAUUUUUAAAAAUUCAGUGAUAAUGCCUAAAAUAUUUCAUAUUCUAGAGAAUUCUAGUAAUUUAGAAUCUUUAAUCUUGACCAUAAUACUUGUUGCAUUUUAUGGUUACUAAUAUUGUAUCAAUGUACAAAUCAGCAUGAAAUUGUUGUAAAACUACCAUCAACGUGUUUUAUGUUGAAAUAUUAGUUGAUGUCUAAAAUUUGACUUCCAGAAAUUGUUUUAAGGAGAAUAAUAUAAGGGAGAUUAUAUGUUUAUUAAAGCACUUUCAGAUAGUUUA